This is a messenger RNA of Caenorhabditis remanei, 225 nucleotides long. RefSeq lists its product as uncharacterized. The transcript is spliced from 2 exons. NCBI's taxonomy places the organism in Eukaryota, Metazoa, Nematoda, Chromadorea, Rhabditida, Rhabditidae. The coding region runs from base 1 to 225 and encodes 74 amino acids. Gene Ontology annotation, molecular function: DNA binding. The record is from RefSeq and is a predicted model, not a curated record.
AUGAAUAAUUGGUUGAAUUUGUCGGAAGAGGAUAAGAGAGAAAUUAUGAAAUUGGACUUGAGAAGUGGUGGACAGAGUCAUCAGAAGACUCAACUGGAAGCUUACUUCGAGUUGAACCAGAAUCCAACACUAGAAGAGGAAGAAGAAAUUGCCUUGAGACGUCAACUGGAUCAUUCCAAAACCGCCACGUACUUUGAGAAUGCAAGGAAACGAUUUUUGAAGUAA